AUGACAACAAGGAACCAGGAAGCCUCAUUGAAGAACAUGGAGAGGCAAAUUGGACAAAUCUCUAAACAGAUCACCAUUGAAAGACCAUCAAGCUCUCUACCAAGUGACACCAUUCCUAAUCCAAGAGAGGAAUGCAAAGCGAUACAACUAAGGAGUGGAAAGAUCCUGGUGAAAAAUGAAGAAGCAACCAAAAAGCCAAGAGAAGGCGACGAGAAACAAGCUGAAAGAGAAAAAGCCAAUGAUGAAGAUGCAACAGCAAGCAAGCAGCCUCAGAAUCAACCUCAAGAAAAAGAAAACAGACCACAAAACCUGAAGAAAGAAAAGAAGACCAUGGAAGAACCAAACCCAAGACAACAUCAAGUGGAGAAGAGCUUGACACCUCCACUGCCUUAUCCCCAAAGAUUCCACAAAGAGACUAAGGACCAACACUUCUCUAAAUUUCUUGAGACUUUCAAGAAGUUAGAGAUCAAUAUUCCCUUGGCUGAGGCACUGGAACAAAUGCCCUUGUAUGCCAAAUUCUUAAAAGAACUCAUCAACAAGAAAAGGAGUUGGAAUGAGAAAGAGACUGUGCUGCUCACUGAAGAAUGCAGUGCACUAAUCAGGAAGGGGCUCCUUCCCAAACUUGAAGAUCCAGGAAGUUUCCUCCUACCUUGCACCAUUGGAAAUCUAUUCAUCGACAAGGGGAUGUGUGACUUAGGAGCAAGCAUAAAUCUGAUUCCAUCCUCUUUAGUAAAGAAGCUUGGCAUAGAAAAAGUGAAGCCAACACAAAUGUCCUUAGAACUGGUGGAUCAAUCAGUGACUUGA
Arachis stenosperma is the source of this 804-nucleotide messenger RNA. RefSeq lists its product as uncharacterized. Lineage: Eukaryota; Viridiplantae; Streptophyta; Magnoliopsida; Fabales; Fabaceae. Bases 1 to 804 code for a protein of 267 amino acids. The transcript has 2 exons. The record is from RefSeq and is a predicted model, not a curated record.